GGGUAUGGAAACGCGAACUGCCAAUGCUCCGAGACGUGUGUCUUGUGUGAGAUGGGACGAAUCUAAUGUUCGCGAUAGCCCGAAGCCCGCUGCCAAGGGUCCGAAACGACGCCAGCAACAGCCCCACACGCUCGUGAUUGGGUUUCCACCAACUGUGUACUGCAGCCCUUACCCCAUGGGAAAGCGCCACAACCCGCGGGGUAUGCAGCAGCAAGGAACUCUGACCGACACGACUGGCAAAGGAUAGGAAACCAGAAUGGCAAAGACUUGGUUUUCGCUCAGUGUUCAUGGCAGAGCUCAUGAUACUUAAACUCGGGUGGAGAAUACUUUGUUGUGAAGAAACUCCAACGAAGCAGCACUUCCAGCGCCUGCAUUAUACCACCGCACCAAAGUUCUUUCUUGACGACCGCGCACGACAAUGCCGCCUUCUCAAGAUGAGAUCAAGGUCAUGACGCCCGACGGCGAACGCAACGUCGUCAUGGUCAAUGGCAAAGAGAUUGUCGUAAGCUCCGCCACCGAGAAGCCUAACCGCUCUUUCUGGGUUGCUUGGAUGUACAUCUUCGAUUGGUAUCCGAGUCAUUACUCUCCCGAAGAAAAACGAUUAGUACGAAAGCUCGACUGCGUCUUGCUUACUUUGUGUUGCCUUUGCUUCUACAUAAAGUGGCUGGAUCAGAACGCACUCAAUACCGCGUAUUGGUCUGGCAUGCGGGAAGAGUUGGCGAUAAAGGGCAACGAAUAUUCGCUCUUCGGGACUUUCUACAACAUCGGUUACAUGAUCUUCGAAAUACCGAGCAUGAUGAUCAUCUCACGUCCAAAGCUGGCUCGCUAUUACGUUCCGACCAUGGAAUGCGCCUGGUCUAUCCUGACUUUCACGCAGUCCCGCUUGAGCAGCGUACCGCAGAUCUACGGGCUUCGCUUCCUUCUCGGUGUCCUAGAAACGCCUGCUUCGACUGGCUCGAUCUAUCUUCUCACUUCCUGGUACCGCGCUGAUGAGGUGUUCAAGCGCGCCGGUGUCUGGUAUGUUUCGAGCAAUGCUGGCGCUAUGUUUAGCGGCUAUCUACAAGCCGCUGCCCACAAGAACCUCGACGGAGUCCAUGGGAUGUCGGGAUGGCGCUGGUUGUUCAUUAUCGAUGGAUCCAUCUCUUUGCCUAUUGGUCUCGCUGGCUUCUUCCUAUACCCUGGACUUCCCACUAGUCCAAAGGUUUGGUGGCUGACAGAAGACGAGAGAAAGCUCGCCGUUGCACGCAUGCAAAGCCAGGGUACGAAGCAGAGCGGCAAGAUUGGCAAACGUAUGCUUAAACGCGUAUUCACUCACUGGCACUUCUACGUCGCGGUCUUGACAUACGUUUUCUUCCAAUGUACGAGCUACGUUGGUGGUCAGAUGCAAGCUUGGCUCAAGAAGGAAGCCGAUCUCAACGGUACCUACACCAUCGAAGAGAUCAACCUCAUCCCCACCGGAGUUCAGGGCCUGGCCAUCGUCUGUGGCAUUUUCAUCACUAGCUUGGUGAUGAUAUAUCCGAUGUGGAUCGUUUUUUCAGUCGUUACAGCAAUCUUGCUUUUCGCAAAUGUGUGCUUGCGAGUGUGGUACAUCCCACUUGGCCUUCAUUUUACUUGCUAUUACCUGCUUGGCCUGACAUCUUGCGUCACCCCCAUCCUGUUUCCGUGGGUAAACAUGAUAAUGAAGGAUGACAACGAAGCACGAAGUUUCACCACUGGUGCAAUGAUGACCAUCGGUUGGGCCUUCUUCUCCUUCUAUCCAAUUACAGUAUUUCCUAUCCUGGAAGCGCCGCAGUGGACUAAGGGCUAUACUGUCAACAUCGUCUUCAUCAUUUGCUACUGGAUUCUCUUUAUGGUUGGACAAUACCUCUGGCGCCGCGAGGAGAAGACUAAGAAGUUUGACAUCAACAGGCAAGAGGACGAAGAUGUUCUUAACAAACCAGAAGCAGUGCACAUCGAGGUUGCAGAUGACAAGACUAUGAAGGAAGGUAGACCUUGAGUUCCGGAGAAUACCAGCAUUCACAAGAUUAUGAAUAUCUGAAUCGUCGGAAUGAUCAUGUUUGUCUCGGGGUUAAGAACUCGGUUGAUACAGUUUCAACGGCUUGGCGAUCUCGGGCUAUCUUCGCGAUAUGUCUAUCCGAAGUGAGGAGCUGCUAGAUGAUAAAGCACCUCGACGCC
Messenger RNA from Alternaria alternata, 2175 nucleotides. Its product is annotated as MFS general substrate transporter. Gene Ontology annotation, molecular function: transmembrane transporter activity. Gene Ontology annotation, biological process: transmembrane transport. Gene Ontology annotation, cellular component: membrane. The record is from RefSeq and is a predicted model, not a curated record. The transcript is spliced from 5 exons. The coding region runs from base 419 to 1996 and encodes 525 amino acids. Lineage: Eukaryota; Fungi; Ascomycota; Dothideomycetes; Pleosporales; Pleosporaceae.